Closterium sp. Yama58-4 is the source of this 1260-nucleotide messenger RNA. NCBI's taxonomy places the organism in Eukaryota, Viridiplantae, Streptophyta, Zygnematophyceae, Desmidiales, Closteriaceae. The record is from the annotation of a GenBank genome assembly.
AUGCUCUCUGGAGUCCCAACCGUUCCGACCAUCGCACGUCGAGGCGCUUGCUUUCGUCCAGAACAGGUGCCCUUUGAGUCGAAUUUAGGUCACCGCGCUGCCUUGCGGAUUCACAGCCCAUCGUCGAAGCGUUUUUCCCCCUCAUCCCGCGUCGGCCAGAUGACCUUUCCGGCAGACAGCAAGCAGCCCAAACUCUCCGUCGUCUUCUGGCCUCCCCCCUCCAUGCCCUCCACGCCCGCCUCCCCCUCCUCUUCUCCCUCUUCUACCUCCUCCUCACAAUCCACGCCUGCCGCCCUGCCAGUUGACGAGCCGGGGCUCGAGUCGGUUGAAAUGACCGCCAGCGACGGCACGCGAUACCGCUGCAUCCUCCCCCCGCCCACGCUCUCCUCCUCGGCCUCUCCAGCUGCUGGGGCGGAGGGGGCGGGGGGGAAGGGCGGGGCGGCAGGAGUGGCGUUUGGGGAGAGCCGGAAGAGUCCGGAAGACCUGCUGGAUGCGAUGAAGGGGCUGCCUUGCUUCUACCGGCAAGAUGGGUGGUGGACGUACGAGUUUUGCUACAAGAAGCACAUUCGCCAGAUGCACAUUGAGCAGCAGGACGGGGAGAAUAAGGUGACCAUGGACUUCGUCCUGGGGCGCUACAGCGCCAGAGAGUCACUGCGAGCACAGAGGAGGCUUGAAGCAACUGCUGCUGCUGCUGCUGCUGGUGGCGAUGCCGGGAAGAGGUACCACGUGCAUGUGUACACCAACGGCACAGCCUGCGACCUCACUGGCGCUGGCCGCCGCACCGAGGUGCGGCACGUGUGUGAGGAGGGCGCGCAGACGUUCAUGGGGACAAUCAAGGAGGGCCCCACGUGUGAAUACGAGCUUGCCCUGCACACCAACCUGCUCUGCUCGCACCCCCUCUUCCGAACGGUGCGACAGCCCAUCCACUUCAUCAACUGCCACCAGUUCCCCGCCUCCUCUUCUUCCUCCUCCCCCUCCCCCUCCGCCUCUACAUCUGACCCAUCUCCUCUCGAAAUCCCUUCUCUCGAAGAGGCUGCGGAGGGGACUGGGGAGGGUGGUAACCAGGACGAGGUGGAGGAGGAAGGGGCUGCGAAGGGAGAGGGGGAGAAGGGAGAGGGUGUGGAUGGUAGUGGUGGUGUUGUGGUGGAGGGGGAGGAGGAUGGAGUUUUGUCAUUUGUGUAUGAGGGAGAGGAGGAUGAGGAGUUGAUCGAGGUGGAUCCUGAGGUAGAGGAGAUUGAGGAGAGCCUCAGUGCCUUGUGA